AAUAGCUCUUAAGAGAGAUACCAAAAGCUCUUCUCCUUAAUGCCACUCCUCUCCAACCAGGAAGUAAGGGGAGGGGGAACAGUAGAUGAGAUUCUCUUUAAUGCAUCCAUGAGAGGGUUGAGGAAACAGUACAAGCCUCUUGGAACAAGUUAUUAACAGAAUAAAGAAGCACCCAGUGCGUUGGCUUUUCAGUCUGUCAUUUGGACAGCUAAUGCAACAACUUGUUUUCAAAAUUAAAGAAUUUGUGCACAAACUUUUAGAAACCAUCUCAGGGAAGCUCAUCUGCAUGAUCCUUGUCUUCCCCAGGGUUUUGACCUGCCUGCAGUUCACUAACAUUACUAUCUUGAGUGGUCAAAUUCAAUGGCAUUUGGCACUUUGGAGAAAUGUUGUUUUCAUGGAUUAAUUCCGGUUUUCGCUGAUGGUGUGCAUGGCAUUGUGUAGCUGAGCUUUUUGCUGAUAUCAAAGUUGUGAAGGGUAUCUCAUGGUGGCAGUGGGGUUGUGCCUGAAAGGACAGGUGGGUAUAGGCAUGGAAUAUGUAUUUAAAAAGCUUUGUUGUGCCUCGCUAAUACCUGUGGGCCCAUCUGUACAGUGUGACUAAAAAUACUUCAAUGAGCAACAAAAUUGAUACAUUAGGAUAAUAAUAUAAUGUUGCUGUAAUAAUAUGUAUUGUAUUUCUGUAAAGUUAAAUUAGAAUAUUUACCCUUUUAGUUUAAUGCUUCAUCAUAAGAACAGCACUACAGGAAAGACAGAAAAAAGAAGAACAUGAUGUAUCAUGAAAUAUAUAAAUUCUGUAGCAAGUAAUAGACAGGUGGGGGUAAAAAAGUGAAACAAAACAUCACUGAUGAGCCCUGCUAAGCCCAUGAAGAGCUUAAAGAGGGAGCUGCAGGACCUGCAGAGAGACCCUCCAGCACAGUGCUCUGCCGGGCCAGUGGGGGACGAUUUGUUUCAUUGGCAGGCGACCAUAAUGGGACCAGGUGACAGUCCUUAUCAAGGAGGAGUUUUCUUUCUCACAAUCCACUUCCCCACUGACUACCCUUUCAAGCCACCAAAGGUAGCAUUUACAACAAAGAUUUAUCACCCAAAUAUAAACAGCAAUGGGAGUAUCUGUUUGGAUAUUCUACGGUCACAGUGGUCUCCAGCACUAACAGUGUCUAAAGUUUUAUUGUCCAUAUGUUCAUUGCUUUGUGACCCAAACCCAGAUGACCCCUUAGUUCCAGACAUAGCACACAUCUACAAGAACGACAAAGACAAAUACAACAGACUAGCAAAAGAAUGUACCCAAAAGUAUGCCAUGUAGAGAAGAAACAUCAAAGAU
Molecule: messenger RNA, 1315 nt
Organism: Scatophagus argus
Lineage: Eukaryota; Metazoa; Chordata; Actinopteri; Scatophagidae
Gene: ube2d1b
Product: ubiquitin-conjugating enzyme E2D 1b
Exons: 7
Coding region: 842-1297 (151 amino acids)
Biological process (GO): ubiquitin-dependent protein catabolic process; protein polyubiquitination
Cellular component (GO): nucleus
Molecular function (GO): ubiquitin conjugating enzyme activity
Source: RefSeq, a predicted model, not a curated record